AUGGGUUCAACGAUUAAUUUUCUCGAUCUGGAUAUUACAAUUAAUGAUAAUCAACUGCAUACAAAAGUGUACCAUAAGCCGUCUUAUGAUUUGUAUUUCUUACCUUAUAAUAGUGUACACCCAUUGCACAUGAAGAAAAAUGUUCCAUAUGCCAUAUUGUAUCGAACCAUUAAAUACUGCUCAACUUUCGAUGCAUUCAUAACUGAACGUGAAUAUAUACGAACUGCUCUUCUUCUUAAUAAAUAUCCAGCACAUUUCAUCGAUACAGAAUUUGCUCGAUUACUUAAGAAAUUCAAUGUGCAACAUCCUCUUACUCGGUAUAAUUAUAAUGAAAUGCGACAAUAUAUUAUUGAUUCACCAGUAAAAGAGAAAAUAACAUUCGACUAUGGAAAAACAAUGUUCGUCCACUUCACAUAUUGUGAGAAUAUGAAAACAUUUCCAGGAAAAUUUCAUAAUAUAUGGAAUAAGUACUUUGGUGAGUCACCGAUCAAUGAUAUUAAACCAAUAUUAGGAACUAGAAAUGCCAAUAAUUUACAAUUACAAUUAGUAAAAAACGAAUGA
Molecule: messenger RNA, 561 nt
Organism: Adineta steineri
Lineage: Eukaryota; Metazoa; Rotifera; Eurotatoria; Adinetida; Adinetidae
Source: the annotation of a GenBank genome assembly